AUGGAGGAGGAAUCCCCGCACGUUGAUGCGAUUCGGCGUACGCCGACUUACUCUGCUGGACUUCCAGACACGAUUGACCCCACAGACCUCCCAUCCCGUAUUCUCAGAGAGAAUGCUACACUUGAGGAAUAUACACGAGAAACUCCCGAAGGCCGGAUCACAAAGCCAGUCAGAUCCCAUGCAACAGGCAAAAUCGAGGACUACGAGCUUGUCACUUUUAAACUCGACGAUCCAGAGAACCCAAAGAACUGGAGUAAAGCGCGGAAAUGGUACAUCACGAUGGUGGUGGCUGUUACGUGCUUCGUCGUCGCUUUUGAUAGUAGCGUAAUCACGGCUGGUAUAAACCAGGUAGCAGAGGAAUUCGCCGUGGGGGAGGUCGUGGCGCUACUUACGAUCACAGUCUUCGUUAUUGGGUUUGGUAUUGGACCGAUGGUUUUUGCGCCCAUGUCAGAAAUGAUUGGCCGGAAACCAGUAUACACGUCUACAUUGAUGGUCGCCGUUGUCUUCUUGAUUCCUUGUGCGGUAGCCCAGAACUUUGCAACCCUCGUUGUUUGCCGCGCCAUUGCCGGUGUGGCAUUCAGCGCACCCAUGACACUGGUUGGAGGUACCUUGGCAGACAUGUGGCGAAACGAAGAGCGAGGUGUUCCCAUGGCAGCUUUCAGUGCCGCGCCAUUCAUCGGCCCUGCUGCAGGGCCGCUUAUCGGCGGCUUUUUGUCCGAUGCGAAAGGUUGGAGGUGGCUCUAUUGGUUACAGCUCAUAUUGUCAGGGGCCACUUGGGUGUUGCUCACUUUUACUGUCCCGGAGACCUACACGCCCACGCUGCUCGCCAUGAAAGCCAAAAGGUUAAGGGAGGAGACGAAAAACGAGAGAUAUGUGACAGAAGAAGAUCUAGAUUCUAGACCAGUGAGCGAAAAGCUUCAGUUGUUCUUUUUCCGGCCAUUCCAGCUUCUCUUCUUGGAACCUAUUGUUUUACUCUUCUCGAUCUAUAUGUCGAUUCUCUACGGCCUCCUCUACAUGUUUUUUAUUGCUGCGCGGUAUGGCGGUAGACCACCUGCAGAGAUACGUUUGGUUCCGAUGAUGAUGUCGUGCUGGUUUAUUCCCAUUGGAAUGUUCAUUUUUGCAUGGACAUCCUAUCCGCAAAUGCACUGGAUUGGGCCGACAUUAGGCGGCCUCCCUGUUGGAUUCGGGUUCAUCUUCUUGUACAACUCGUGUAAUAAUUACCUAGUGGACACCUACCAGCACCAAGCUGCUUCCGCGCUUGCCGCCAAAACCUUUCUGCGAUCCAUGUGGGGUGCGUCUGUCGUGCUGUUUACUCGCCAAAUGUAUGACAAGCUGGGUUACCAGUGGGCAAGCUCCCUUAUCGCAUUCCUCGGCUUGGCCUGCUGCGCGAUCCCAUUCUGUUUCUAUUACAAGGGCGAUGCAAUUCGGAGACACUCCAAAUACGCCUUUGUGGACGACGCAGAGCAAGAAAUACUGGGGAAAUAA
This is a messenger RNA of Histoplasma mississippiense, 1485 nucleotides long. RefSeq lists its product as hypothetical. Lineage: Eukaryota; Fungi; Ascomycota; Eurotiomycetes; Onygenales; Ajellomycetaceae. The record is from RefSeq and is a predicted model, not a curated record. The transcript has 4 exons. The coding region runs from base 1 to 1485 and encodes 494 amino acids. Gene Ontology annotation, molecular function: transmembrane transporter activity. Gene Ontology annotation, biological process: transmembrane transport.